AUGAUGACGAGUAUGCCUGGCGGACCUGGUUUUCACCCAGGCAUGGCUCAGGUUGCUCACCCCGGCCAUCCCAUGGCCCCCGGUAUGGCUCACAACCCGAGCCAGCCAGGAGCCCAGCCGGGCAUGCCUCCGCAGAUGGCCGGCCACAUGGUGUCUGCGCCCGGCGGGCAGCCCAACCCCGCCGCCUUCAUGGCCGGCGGCAUGCAUCCCGGAGGCCCUCACGCCCAGGCCAUGCAGCAUCUCAACCCCCAGAUGUUCCAGCAGCAGCAGCAACACGCCCAGAUGCAAGCUAUGGCAGCUAGCAAUCCCGCCGUAGCUGCGCAGAUCCGGCAGCAGCAGAUGUUGGCUGCCCAGCAGAGGCAGCAACAGAUAAUGGCCCAGGGCAUGUAUGGCAACAUGGCCAACGGCAUGCAGAUGGGCCAACCCAUGGGCCAGAUGCCUCAGCUGACGGCUCAGCAAUUUGCCGCCAUGAGGAACGGCAUGAACGCCAUGCAGCGCGUGAAUCUACCUCCUCACCUCCAGCAGCAGGCGCAGCUAGCGCAACAGGGACAACACCCUCAGAACCAUGCCCACCAGCAGGCUAUGAUGCAGCAGCUCAUACAGCAGCAGCAGCAGCAACAGCAGCAACACCAAAUGCAGCAUGGGAACCAGCCCGGACAUCCGCAGAUGAAUCCUCAGCAGCAGCACAUGAUGCACUCCAAUGCCCAGGUUAUGGCCGCCAUGGCUCAGCAGCAACAAGCUCAGCAGGCAGCAAAUCAGCAGCAGCAACAGCAGCAGCAGCAACAGCAGCAGCAGCAGCAGCAGCAGCAACAGGCCCAGCAACAGCAGCAGCAGCAGCAACAUGCUCAGCAACAACAAGCUCAGCAGCAGCAACAGCAACAACAACAACAACAACAAGCUCAGCAGCAGCAGCAACAACAGCAACAAGCUGCUGCAGCACAGCAGAGCCAACCGCAGCCUCAGGGGCAGCCAGCACCUCAACCUCCACCACAAGGUGCUCCACAACCGCAACCCACAACACAACCACCACAACAGACUCCUACGCCAGCCGGAGGUCAACCGAGCCAGCCACCCGCCCAGCAGCCUAAUCCUGCCCAGCCGAAUCAACCGGCAGCGCAAGGCCAGGCGCAGCCCGGACAGCAGCCAAACCCGCAGCAAGCUCAGCAACCCCAACAGCCCAGUAAUCUGCAGCUGCUGCAGGCCGCCCAGAUGAAGAAUAUCCAGCAGCAGAUGCAACAACAGCAGAUGCAGAAGGCUGAGGGCAACUUGAAGGGUCAAUGUAUACUGAAGCUCGUGUCGUUCGGCGAGCAUUUGAGUGGCUUUUCGAACGCCAACGGAGAGGACGACAUGCAGUGGCAAUUCUUCGUGAACCAGUUCUUUUCACCGGCCGGGUCUUUCCGCUUCGGUCUGGUUGACUCGACGACCCCGCACGAGCCGGUGGACAAAGCCUACGAGAUUGCAGCUUCGGCUUUGCCACGAUACUUCCAACAACAUUUCAAGGGCGGAGUCACGCGUAUGCAGCUGCUCCUUGGUCAUGGCAUCGUUGACAAAUCUCUGCCUGACGGUUCUCAUUUCAUCGAGGACCACAAGUCCAGCAUUAUAUAUUCGUUUGGCGACACGACUCGCGUGAUUAACAACGGCCGCCUUCAGGCUAUCUUCGAUCCCAAUCAGAAACUCACCAUGCUGGAGUUCAUGACUAUGUCUCAGGACGAGUUUAUUUCCCGAUCGAUGGUUAUCAACGCCGCCCUCCCCAACCACAACUGGGUAAAGGAAUGGACCAAGCUCAACGGUGACCCGAAGCAGUCCCCCGAAAUGAGUAAAAAGGGUAAAACGAAGCAAUUUAAGUCACCCCCGACAGCUCCCCCCGAGAUCGACAUCCCCCACUCCGCCGUCAAGACAAAUAUGGGAGUCCCACAAUCCGUGUUCGGUUUCCUCGAGAUGGUCGAGGUCAUGAACCUCCUUCAGCCUCUCAUGGGCUACUCACUUCAGAACCCGCAAUAUUCGCCAUACCAGGCUCUCGAUCAAUACGUCAACCAGAAUAUCACAAACGGCGGGCCGCAGCCCGCCAUCAAUGGUCAGCAGCCGGGCAGCAUGGGAGGUAACCCACGAACACCAAGCUUCAGCCAGUUCCCACUGGGUGCUUCACCAGCGGCUGCGCACCACCAACUACCAGGGUCGCCUCACAUGGGAAGCCCUGCACCUGGUCAUAUGCAGGCGCCCGGUAUGGCCCUUCAACAAAGCCAGCAGGGCACAAGCUCGAGCGGUCCUAGUGCGAACACCAGUCCUGCCAGCAACAAGCGUCGAAGACCAUCAGGCGUCAAGACUGAGGACGAGAGCAAUGCUGGGACUCCCGCUAGCAUGGCCGGGGGUCAACAGGUCAAUGGUAUUGGGAAAGGCAAGCCAUCGACUCCCCGUAUGCAGAAACGCGUCAAAACCGGCGCGUAA
Neoarthrinium moseri is the source of this 2445-nucleotide messenger RNA. RefSeq lists its product as uncharacterized. Gene Ontology annotation, biological process: positive regulation of transcription by RNA polymerase II; negative regulation of transcription by RNA polymerase II. Gene Ontology annotation, cellular component: nucleus; transcription regulator complex. NCBI's taxonomy places the organism in Eukaryota, Fungi, Ascomycota, Sordariomycetes, Amphisphaeriales, Apiosporaceae. The record is from RefSeq and is a predicted model, not a curated record. The coding region runs from base 1 to 2445 and encodes 814 amino acids. The transcript has 4 exons.